Messenger RNA from Cucurbita pepo subsp. pepo (vegetable marrow), 1197 nucleotides. Its product is annotated as methyl-CpG-binding domain-containing protein 5. Lineage: Eukaryota; Viridiplantae; Streptophyta; Magnoliopsida; Cucurbitales; Cucurbitaceae. Gene Ontology annotation, molecular function: DNA binding. The record is from RefSeq and is a predicted model, not a curated record.
UCUUCUAACGUUCACUUUCCCUGUUUGCUUCUUCGUCUUCGUCUUGCAAAGCCCCGACCCACAUGUCUGCUUUCGGAACUUCGAUAUCGGACCCCGACUGGCCCCGCCGAGAUCCGACCCGAUUCAACUUGCCUUUCUCCAACCACCUUCCGCCGGACCCUCUCCUCGACGCCGGCUCCUUCAUCGACUCCUCCGCCGCCCGAUGUGGAACCCUUCCUUCUUCCCCUAACCACUCCCGAGAUCUUGACCUGAAUCAUCGCAAGAAGGCGGAGACCUCUUCCACUCUCCGAUCUCCAUUCCGCGAUGACUCUCUCAACGCUGGAAAUGGAGAUUCUCCCGCAACUAAGAAGCUCUCGGGCUCCAGAGGGACUGACGCGUCUCCGAAAUCCGCUUCGUCCGAGAAGCCUAAUUGGUUGCCGCCGGGCUGGAUUAUGGAAGAUAGAGUUCGCACCUCUGGUGCUACAGCUGGAACAGUCGAUAAGUACUACUUUGACCCAGUUUCAGGUCGUCGAUUCCGGUCUAAGAUUGAGGUUCUUUACUUUCUGGAAACAGGAACAUUAAGGAAACGUAAGAAAUCGUUAGAUGGUAAUGGGACGUCUGCUGACGGCCCCGAAGAACCCAAGAACAAAAAAUCUUCCAACAAUGCUAAAUCUGCUCCUUUAAACUUUGAUUUCUUCAAUGUGCCUGAAAAGGUUGAGUGGGUUCUCACAGACCCUUCUCAGGAGGCUUGGACGCCGUUCAUCAACAACGAGAAAGUACCCCAAUCUACUAAACGCGAAUGGGUAGCAGCAUUUAAACUCCUCAGCCGAUCAAAAGCUUGAGGUUUGAAGGCAAUUUCAUCCCUUUUGGACACUGUUUGGGAUACCCAUUCAGGUCAGAACCGUCCUCCCUCCCUCUAAUGGCUUCCUAUCUCCAAUUCUUUUGGUCUUUUUUUUGGAUGGAGCAGGUGAGGUUGAGGGGGAAGUGUUGUCAAAACCAGAUUUGGUUAGAAAAAAAACAUGAAUCUAUCGAACUGACUAUGUCUUGGACUGUGAAGAAGUGAUCAAUUUGUGUAGACGAGGGGCGGCUGAGUUCAUUAUGAAUCAAAUGUAUUUGAACGAGGAGCUAUUUCAUUUUGGUUCUUAUGGUAUUGCUCUUCAUUUUGAUAUAGAUCUGGAUUUGUUUUAUGAUUCAAUGUUCAUAAUUUUGUGGUGAUAA